AUUCAUUAUUUUAUCAUUUUAACUCUAUAAAAUAUUAUAAAAUAAUUUAAUAAUAUGAUCUCAUAAAAUAAUAGUGAAAUAGUUGAGAUUAUAAAUAAAAAAUGACGUUGAAGAAGAAACCGGGCAAGGAAGGUUCCACAAAGAACUUUAUCACCAGAACUCAAGCAGUUAGAAGGCUUCAGGUUUCUCUACGUGAUUUUCAACGCCUUUGUAUUUUAAAAGGAGUUUAUCCGAGGGACGUGGCAAGGGGAGGUACACUAACUAGCAAGGGUAUAAAUAGGAGAAGGCUUAAGAAGGAUAAAAUUUACUACCAUAUAAAUGAUAUUAGAAAUCUAGCAUCUGGAGAAUUACUGCCCAAGUUUAGGGAUAUAAGCUCUCACUUGAAGAAGUUCAAAAGACUGGUUGAAAGGGGCGAAAAAUUUGACGCGAAGUUAAAGGCACAAACCAGGCCCAGAUAUUCCCUGGCGCCAAUAGUCAAGGAAAGAUGCCCUUCACUAGUCUCAGCUUUAGAGGACCUUGAUGAUGCAAUUUCUACUAUCGCAGCCGUCUCAGGAUUGUCUGGAGAUGAGUCUAGAGGUUUAAAUCCUACGUUAGUUUCAAAGUGUUCGACUCAUUUGAGUCACUUUUUGAAGUACGUUGCUGACACUGGAUGCCUUAAAAAGACUUUCAUCUCAAUUAAAGGCUUUUAUUUUCAAGCAGUUAUCCUCAACGUCACUGUUACUUGGAUACAACCACACUCUUUUUCACAGAAACUGCCGUAUGAAGUUGAUUUCAAUGUGAUAAGUACUUUCGUGGAGUAUUAUUUAGAACUAGUAAAGUUAGUGAAUUACAAGCUUUACUUAAUGUCGAACAUUGAAUACCCGCCCAAAAUAAGGCCAGGGUUUGAAGAUUUGGGAGAUGAGUUCUGUUACUUUGAACUCAAAAGAGUGGCUUCAGAACCAGGCCUUUUUGCGAAUCUCCGCUUCUUCAUCUCGAGGGAGGUUCCACUUACGCCCACCGCACUUGUGGUCUUAAGUGCAGGAGGUCUGUUAGUUGACUCUCCUAAAGAAGCUACUCACGCAAUUGUUGACAAACCACUCACAGAGCUCGAAUUCUCAUGUAAUUACGUACAACCUCAGUAUGUAUUUGACUGUUUGAACUGCAACGUCGUCCUUCCAACAUCACAAUAUUCACUUGGAAGCAAAUUACCACACCAUCUAUCACCUUUUGAGGAUGGAGCAUAUGUGCCUGAUCGUAAGGUGGAGUUGGAGAAGAUAAUAAGGGAGGCAACCGGCAAAAAACCAGAAGAAGAAGGAGGAGAUAAGAAAAAGGAUAGUUAUAUUGAGGAUCUGUCGGAGGAGCUGAAUCCGGAAUUGAGAAAACUUAGAAGGUCUCUGAUGCCGAAGAAACAUAAAAGACUCCUAUCCAAAAUCGAGUAUGCCAAGGAGAGGAAGGAAGCAGAAGCUAGAAAAUUAGCAUCCAGAAAAAAAAAUUAAUUUAUUAAAACACA
This is a messenger RNA of Theileria parva strain Muguga, 1489 nucleotides long. Its product is annotated as Pescadillo N-terminus family protein. Gene Ontology annotation, cellular component: PeBoW complex; nucleolus. Gene Ontology annotation, molecular function: RNA binding. The record is from RefSeq and is a predicted model, not a curated record. Gene Ontology annotation, biological process: ribosome biogenesis; maturation of LSU-rRNA from tricistronic rRNA transcript (SSU-rRNA, 5.8S rRNA, LSU-rRNA). The coding region runs from base 102 to 1475 and encodes 457 amino acids. The transcript is spliced from 8 exons. NCBI's taxonomy places the organism in Eukaryota, Apicomplexa, Aconoidasida, Piroplasmida, Theileriidae.